Molecule: messenger RNA, 1788 nt
Organism: Dothidotthia symphoricarpi CBS 119687
Lineage: Eukaryota; Fungi; Ascomycota; Dothideomycetes; Pleosporales; Dothidotthiaceae
Exons: 3
Coding region: 1-1788 (595 amino acids)
Biological process (GO): positive regulation of transcription by RNA polymerase II
Cellular component (GO): nucleus
Source: RefSeq, a predicted model, not a curated record
AUGAGUACCGAAGCAGCAGCGCAAGCAGCGCAAGCGGCGGCGACAUCGCCUCAACAGCAGCCUCCAGACGCGUCCUUGCAGCAGAACGCGCAGACGCCUGCCUCGCUCUCUGGCGGCGCAUGCGACUCUCUCGUCUGUCAGUGGCAGAAUUGUGGCGAGCGUCUGCCCUCCGCUGAGCAGCUCUACGAUCACGUUUGCGAGCGCCAUGUCGGUCGCAAGAGCACUAACAACCUGAACUUGACUUGCCAGUGGGGCAACUGUCGCACGACCACCGUGAAGCGUGAUCACAUCACCUCUCACAUCCGUGUCCACGUCCCACUGAAGCCGCACAAGUGCGAUUUCUGCGGUAAAGCGUUCAAGCGUCCUCAAGAUCUCAAAAAGCACGUGAAGACUCACGCCGAUGAUUCUGUGUUGCUGCGCUCUCCCGAGCCCAACCGCGGUGGCCCACACGGUGCGCCAGGAUAUCCCGGACAGGGUGGAAAACACUUGGUCGCUGACUUGCAGGCGCUUGCCGCUACAGCGAGUGGAUAUCAGUAUCCUGAUGGUGCGCUCGGUCCCAACGGAGGCUAUGCUCAGCAGCACCCUGGAGGCGCCCCGGCCGGCUUUUACGGAGGCCCACCGCAGAACUCUGCAUACGGACCUGUUUACUAUGCUGUCAAUCAACAACAGCAGCUGACCAACGACUAUGAAAUCCGAAAGCGUGCGGCAUACGAUGCUUUGAACGAGUUCUUUGGAGAUGCCAAACGCCGUUCCAUUGAUCCAUCUACUUACUAUGACGUCGGCCAGCGACUCAUGGGUCUCCAGGGAGUUCAACUUCCUGUUCUUGGUGGUGCCGGCUAUCACGGCGGCAUGUCUGAGUACGGACACAGUGGCACGAUGGUCGCACAAGCAUCGCACCCGCCUAUGCACCCAUACUCACUGCCGCUCCCCAACCUCAGGACCAAGAGUGACCUGUUGAACAUUGACCAGUUCCUGGAACAGCUGCAAAGCACUGUCUACGAGAAUCCCAACCAUGCCGCAGCUGCUGGUGUCCACCAAGCGGGUGCUCAUUAUGUACACAGUGGCCACGCGGGUUACCGCUCUAGCCAUUCGCCUCCUGGCCUCUCAUCCAGCCACUCGCCGUCGUCUCAUGCAACUGCAGUCGGAUCGGCCGGAGUUGAGACUCCCGCUUUGACCCCAGCGUCGAGCGUGCUGUCUUACGGCUCCCAACACUCUCCUGGGGCCGGGCACUCUGGAAGCAACCAUUCACCCCCGUCCAGGGCUCCAGUUGGCAGCAUGUAUCCCACCCUUCCUUCUGUCAGCGCAAUGUCUGACAUGUCGGCUGGCGCUCCCUCGUCUGGUCUUGCACCUGCAUUUGAUGCCGACGGCCGUCGACGAUUCUCUGGAAAUCUCCUGCAAAAAGCUGCGCCGGACCGGGAAGAAGCCGAGCGCAUGGAUAUCUCGGAUGACGGCACCUCGAAUAAGAAUGCUCGCCGAGGUUCUGAUCAGGACAGCUUGCACCGCGAGGUUCACCAGUUGGCAAUUCAUUCGCCCAACGUCGAUCCAGCGCUACGAUCACCCAGCGUCGACUCCCCUACACCUACAGAGACGGGUGAUUCGUCGCAGCAAUUAUGGGUUGAGAACAUUCGGGCGAUUGAGCGGCUCAGGGCGUACCUCAAGGACAGGCUCGACGCUCACGACUACACCGACGAUGAGAAUACCGAGGUCACAGAGGAGCGUCAGACGAGCGACGAUGAUGCGCACAACUUGUACCCAGUUCUUCGAGCUGUUCGGGAAGGCCGAGAGUAG